Molecule: messenger RNA, 915 nt
Organism: Paramecium pentaurelia
Lineage: Eukaryota; Ciliophora; Oligohymenophorea; Peniculida; Parameciidae
Source: the annotation of a GenBank genome assembly
AUGUAAAUCUUAGAAAAUUCAGAUUCAAUAGUAAGUGAUGAACAAUCCUUGGAAUUAGAUUGUAGAAUUAUGGUACCAAAGUUUAAGAAAGAGGAGUAUGAUACUUUUUAAACUGAAACCUAUACUUCUGUCAUGACAAGAGUGAUGUAAAUGAGAUCAAAUUCACAAGAAUUCAGAUUUAAAUAGCCUAAUUAAUUUAGUCCUUAAGGUUCCCUAAGUUCCACUUAAAAACAAAUAUAAUGUACUUUAAUGAAUGAAGAUGAGUACUCAAAUAAAUUGUGUGUGAAGUUAUACCUUUAACAAGAAUAAGGGAAAAAAAAUGGUCGUAAAUUGAAAUAGAAGGACAAAGCUCCUUAAAGUCCUGCAAGUUCAGUAGAUGGUAUGAAUAAUUCUCAGACACCAAAAAAAGAAGAUUGGAAUGCAAUUAAAAUUUCAAACCAACAAAUUCAACCUAAUUAGAAACAAUCUUAAAUUAGAUAAAAUAAACGAUAGUUAAGUUAAACAUUUAAAAGUUGUUCUGUUGAAGUAUCACCUCUUAAAAUACCAAGAUUUUCUUAAAGAUAAAUAUAUGUAACAUAAUUGGUUAACAAUAAUUAAGAACCUAUAUAAGAAAAAUUAAGUCUUGUAUAAUUAGAAAACAAUGAGAAAAUAAAUAAAGUUACUUUAAGUCCAUACACAAGUAAAACUAGGACUGUUAAGAAUUCUGUUUAAAAUACUUAAUUAAAAGGAAUACUUAAAAGUAAAUCAUGUAAUAGUGAGGGAGCAAAGAGAAGAAAAAACACUUCUUAAGAAUCAUAAAAUAAGAAAUCACAAUUUUUUAAAAAGGUUACGUUUAAUUCUGUUAAAUUAUGUAAAUAUGAAUCACUUAAAAACAAGAAAGAAGUACCAAUUAAAUAGUUAAUAAUAAUUUAAUGA